Molecule: messenger RNA, 760 nt
Organism: Hemicordylus capensis (graceful crag lizard)
Lineage: Eukaryota; Metazoa; Chordata; Lepidosauria; Squamata; Cordylidae
Gene: MYL7
Product: myosin light chain 7
Exons: 7
Coding region: 139-663 (174 amino acids)
Biological process (GO): cardiac muscle tissue development; heart contraction
Cellular component (GO): myofibril; cytoplasm
Molecular function (GO): calcium ion binding
Source: RefSeq, a predicted model, not a curated record
AACGAGGCCUGCCAAGUUUGGCUCUCUCUCGCCACCCUGUUCCUGAUUUAGCUCACCGAGUGAUAAGCUGUGGGAUAAAGGCUGAGUCCUCCGUGCUGGGCUCCGUCCAGACCUCCUUUGCUGCGCAGGACAUCCAAGAUGGCCAGCCGAAAGGCCGGAACACGAAGCAAAGCAGCUGCAAAGCGUGCACAGAGAGGCUCUUCCAACGUCUUCUCCAUGUUUGAACAGUCACAAAUCCAGGAGUUCAAGGAGGCUUUCAGCUGCAUUGACCAGAAUCGUGAUGGCAUUAUCAGCAAAUCAGAUUUGAGAGAGACCUACGGUCAACUUGGAAAAAUGAACGUGAAGGAUGAAGAGCUGGAAGAGAUGUUGAAGGAAGGGAAAGGGCCAAUUAACUUCACUGUCUUCUUGACACUCUUUGGGGAAAAGUUGAAUGGUACUGACCCAGAAGAGUCCAUCCUUGCUGCCUUCAAGCUCUUCGACCCCAAUGGAACUGGCUACGUGAACAAAGAGGAGUUCAAACAGCUCCUGCUAACUCAGGCAGACAAGUUUUCUGCUGAGGAGGUGGAACAAAUGUUUGCUGUGGCUCCCAUCGAUGUAGCUGGAAACAUUGACUACAAAUCUUUGUGCUACAUCAUCACACAUGGUGAUGAGAAGGAGGACUGAAGAACUGCGACCCAAUUCACAGGGUGCAGUGACCACUUGUGCAGGCAGUGCACUGCAUUGCUAAAACUUCUGCAAUAAAAGGCACACUGAGAAAACA